Messenger RNA from Chrysemys picta bellii (western painted turtle), 561 nucleotides. It is a transcript of the gene RPS20, whose product is annotated as ribosomal protein S20. Gene Ontology annotation, molecular function: RNA binding; structural constituent of ribosome. The record is from RefSeq and is a predicted model, not a curated record. Gene Ontology annotation, cellular component: cytosolic small ribosomal subunit; ribosome. Gene Ontology annotation, biological process: translation. Lineage: Eukaryota; Metazoa; Chordata; Testudines; Emydidae.
UGGAGCGCUGCUAUAUAAGCGCCGCGCGCGCGCCCUCUCUCUCUGCUGCGAGUGACUCCGUCGCAGCCGCUGCUCCUCGCGCCGCUCCUGACUCACCGCUGUUCGCUGGGCCGCCGCACCCCGCCCGGGAAUAAGUCGGUCAGGAGGACUCCGUGCAGCCAUGGCAUUUAAAGAUAGUGGCAAAGCACCUGUGGAACAGGAAGUAGCAAUUCACCGAAUUAGAAUUACCUUGACGAGUCGCAAUGUAAAGUCCCUUGAGAAGGUCUGUGCUGAUUUGAUCAGAGGUGCUAAGGAAAAGAAUCUAAAAGUGAAGGGACCUGUUCGCAUGCCUACGAAGACACUGCGAAUCACUACUAGGAAAACACCUUGCGGUGAAGGUUCUAAGACCUGGGAUCGUUUCCAAAUGCGUAUCCACAAGCGUCUCAUUGAUUUACACAGUCCCUCUGAGAUUGUUAAGCAGAUCACUUCUAUCAGUAUUGAACCAGGUGUAGAAGUGGAAGUUACUAUUGCUGAUGCCUAAACACCUGUCAUCUACUUCAAUAAAAUUUGAUUUGAAAUUUU